CUCUCCGUGGCAGUGAAAUCCCUCCGCUCUGACGUCAGCACCGACCCCCUCGCGCUGGUUGAUUUCCUCAACGAGGUGAACGCCAUGAGUGGCCUGGACCAUCCCCACCUCCUGCGGCUCCACGGGGUCGUCCUCAGCCAGCCCCUCAAGAUGGUGACGGAGCUGGCCCCGCUGGGCUCCCUGUACGACCAGCUGUGCCCGCCCUUCCCCCUGCACCGGCUCUGGCUCUACGCCGUGCAGGUGGCCCAGGGCAUGGCUUACCUGGAGUCCAAACUCUUUAUCCACCGUGACCUGGCUGCCCGCAACGUCCUGCUGGCCUCCGAGGAGCACGCCAAGAUCGGUGACUUCGGCCUCAUGCGGGCGCUCUCGAGCAAGGGGCACCGGUACAUCAUGUCCGCCCACCGCAAAAUCCCCUUUGCCUGGUGUGCCCCCGAGAGCCUGCGCUCUGGCGUCUUCUCCCAUGCGUCCGACGUGUGGAUGUUCGGGGUCACCCUCUGGGAGAUGUUCUCCUACGGCGAGGAGCCCUGGAUGGGGCGCUCGGGGCGCCAG
Terrapene triunguis (Three-toed box turtle) is the source of this 549-nucleotide messenger RNA. RefSeq names its product activated CDC42 kinase 1-like. The transcript is spliced from 3 exons. Lineage: Eukaryota; Metazoa; Chordata; Testudines; Emydidae. The annotation marks the transcript as partial. Gene Ontology annotation, molecular function: protein tyrosine kinase activity; ATP binding. The record is from RefSeq and is a predicted model, not a curated record. Gene Ontology annotation, biological process: protein phosphorylation.